Molecule: messenger RNA, 1520 nt
Organism: Rotaria sp. Silwood1
Lineage: Eukaryota; Metazoa; Rotifera; Eurotatoria; Philodinida; Philodinidae
Source: the annotation of a GenBank genome assembly
GGGUGUAGUUCAAGUGGAUACCCACGCACACCCCACAUCCACCCACACCCUGAAAAUUUUUUUAGCAUCAGGAGAAAGCUCGCCCAAAGCUGCGUCUAUAUAUAUAUAACUCAACAAGAUACUAUUUGGGGAGCUUAUUUAAUUUUUGAGCGUAAAGAAGAUCACUACCAUGCGCAAUAGGUCCACAUGGACGGAAAAUAUCAAUUAUUAUUUUAUUUAAAUUGUUUAAUUGUAAGAUUGUGUAGAAUUGUUUUGUUUAUAUUGUACAUUCACUGUUGUUACUGUUGGUAUGUAAUUUAGUUAUUUUAUAAUUAUAAAUAAAUAUUUAGUUACAUUUUAAUCUCGAGGGGUCAGUUGUUUUGGACUUCGUACUAUUAUGCUGUGAUUGAAAAUCAUAGUUCUGUUCAAUAGUAUACUGUUUAACAUAGCUUGAGAAACUUUUGUCGAUAGAUAUCAUGCGUGUUAUGGAAGCCUCUUCAUAUGGCUUGCAGUGCCGAGACGAUCCGUGGCACAAGUCCGAGUGAACUCGGGUCGUCCAAGUCGAUAUCCAAAAGUCUAUUCGAAAGAGCCUGCCCUUUAUGGAAUCAGCGCCGGUUUUGAAACCGACGAGAACAGAUACUAUAGUUUGAUCUUAGCUGAAAAGGUCGAGAAGCGAUAACUAUUUAAAUCAAAUGAAAUCUCUACUGUGCUCUUUUGCAUACGCAUUACUCGCUGCAUGGAACGAAAGAAAAUAGACAACGUAUGAGAACAACGUAGAUAUCGUGCCCCACAGGCCCACGAGUAAAGUUGUUUCUUACUACUUAUCAAGAGAUUUUCCUUUGAUCAUGACAUCUUCAUCAGUAUCAUUAUUUAAAAGAUGUGCAAAUUCUCUUUAACAACAAGAUGAUGCAUUUGCUUUUUCUGAUUCAAAUGAAAAUUGUCAAAAAGUUGAAAAAAAAUGUCAUCACAAAAAAACAAAUCGAUCAAAAGCAACGUGUGAUCGACCGAAAACAUCUUCAGAUCUUACAAGCGAUUAUCAUUGAUCAAGUGUCUCUUCAAAAUCAAGCUUUGUAACGUUUAUAAAUGUUGUCGAAAAAUUACAAGAACGUUUUCUCAAUAGACAAACUGAUGUAAUACUAUUAGAUGAAAUUAUUGAAAGAUCUUGUCUUACAAUUGAUCCAUCAGAUAAACAUUCGCUCGCUUUUGAAGCAUUUUUAUCAAAUGAAAUCAUUGAUGUUAAAAGAGUUGAUGACAUUAACAAAUUUGUAUAUAAGCCAGCAAUUGGUUUUAAAGCUCCAAUAAAACUAUAUCCUCUUAGUCACUUAAAAUCACGACAUGAAAGUUGUGAAAGAGCUGUAACUGUUGGUGAUAUACGAGAUACAAUACUGAAAGCAAGAGCUGAUAGUAUAAUUGAUAGUUUAAUAAAAAGUAGUGAUGUUGUGAAAGUUACGAAUAAUAAAAAAGAAGUUUUAUUUUAUAUUGAUCGUGCUUAUGCUCUUCGUGUUAAUCCAGAAUUUAUUGAAUCAUGGAAAAUAAUAUAG